Conger conger (European conger) is the source of this 2314-nucleotide messenger RNA. Its product is annotated as DNA methyltransferase 1-associated protein 1-like. Gene Ontology annotation, biological process: negative regulation of transcription by RNA polymerase II; DNA repair; chromatin remodeling. The coding region runs from base 151 to 1503 and encodes 450 amino acids. The record is from RefSeq and is a predicted model, not a curated record. The transcript has 11 exons. Gene Ontology annotation, cellular component: NuA4 histone acetyltransferase complex; Swr1 complex; nucleus. Gene Ontology annotation, molecular function: transcription corepressor activity. Lineage: Eukaryota; Metazoa; Chordata; Actinopteri; Anguilliformes; Congridae.
GUAGUUUAAACGACGUGUAGCAGACUGGGUGAAUGGGGAAUCUGAACGUCAGCCGGAAGACAAGCAAGCAAUUCGUGCUAACGAAUUUACUUCAUUUGGAAAGACAUUUUAUCGCGCUAUACUGGUUCUCUAACAGUUUUGCAGAUCACAAUGGCAACCGGCGCAGAUGCCAGGGAGAUACUGGAGUGGUGUGGAGGGGAGAAUGACGCGGGGCCACUGAAUAAAAAGGACAUCCUUAACUCGGAUAUGAAAAAGGCCAAGAAAUCGGCAGACGCCCUGACGUACAAGAGGCCCCAGGGGAUGCCCAGGGAGGUCUACGCGCUGCUAUAUUCUGAUAAAAAAGACGCCCCGCCCCUGUUGCCGAGCGACACCACCCAGGGCUACCGCACGGCCAAGGCCAAGCUGGGCUGCAAGAAGGUGCGUCCCUGGAAGUGGAUGCCCUUCACCAACUCCGCCCGGCAGGACGGCAUCGUGCUCUACCACUGGAGGCUGGUGACCGAGGAGGGCAAGGACUACGCCUGGUCCAAGUACAACAAGACGGUGCAGGUCCCAGCGUACUCUGAGCAGGAGUAUCAGCAGCAUCUCCAUGACGACGGAUGGACCAAGUCUGAGACGGACCACCUGUUCGACCUGGCGCAGCGCUUCGACCUGCGGUUCAUCGUGAUCCAGGACCGAUACGACCAUCAGCAGUACCGGAAACGCUCGGUGGAGGACCUGAAGGAGCGCUACUACAGCGUCUGCUCCAAGCUGGCCAAGCUCCGCCCCCAGGCCGCGGCGGUGGCCGACUCGUACGUGUUCGACGCCAGCCACGAGCGCCGCAGGAAGGAGCAGCUGGAGAGGCUGUUCAACCGCACGCCCGAGCAGGUUGCGGAGGAGGAGUACCUGAUCGGGGAGCUGCGUAAGAUGGAGGCGCAGAAGAAGGAGCGGGCCAGGAGGGCGCAGGACGUGCAGAUGCUGAUCACGGCCGCUGACGCCAGCGCAGACACGCAGUGCGCCAAGCGCAAGGCCACCAAGAGGAGGCUGCCCCUCAAACAGGGAGCUGAGCCCGCGGCUGUUCCCGAGACAACGGGCAUCAAGUUCCCCGACUUCAGGUCAUCUGGGGUCACACUGCGCAGCCAGAGGAUGAAGCUCCCCACUUCGGUCGGACAGAAGAAGAUCAAAGCCAUCGAGCAGAUGCUGACAGAGCUGGAAGUUGAUGUGAACCCGAUCCCCACGGAGGAGGUGGUUCAGCUGUACAACGACCUGCGCAGCGACCUGGUGCUGCUGUUCCAGCUGAAGCAGGCCCUGAGCAGCUGCCAGUACGAGGAGCAGACCCUGCAGCACCGCCACUCCGCCCUGCUGAAGAUGGGCACGCCCGCCGUCGACGGCCAGGCCGGCGCCACGGGGACCGAGCCCAAGGAGCAGGGCCCGGACACUGCAGGGGUGGCACUAACUCCCAGCCCGAGGAAACCCAGGGACUGGAUCCCCGGUUCUUCUCCCGGGAAGAAAACCAAGCGACUCUGAGGCGGGACGGACGCGGUCGCCGUUUAAAGAGGGGUCCGGGCGCUCUCCUGGGGUACGGUGCGGACCCGCUCGCUUUGGUGGAAAGGGAGCUUGACGGAACCGGUUUUGGCCAGUUUGUUGCCCCCAGUCCCCCUUCCUGGAACACAGUGUUACACACAGUCCAACCUGUAGCCACUCUUCUCUCUCUCUCUCUCUCUCUCUCUCUCUCUCUCUCUCUCUCUCUCUCUCUCUCCAUCUCUCUCUCUCCAUCUCUCUCUCUCUCUCUCUCCCUCCCUCUCUCUCCAUCUCUCUCUCCAUCCCUCUCCCUCUCUCUCUCCCUCUCCAUCUCUCUCUCUUUCCCUUUCUCCCUCCUCUACAGCCACCGGACCCCACUGCUAGCGCCACCACAGAGUGGACUUUGACUGACAUUCCAUUCCAUUAUUCCCCCUCGUCGCACUCUCGCGGGCGAAAUGAAGUCGUAUGAACUGAAAAUUGCCGCGGAGAACUAAUCAGGGGCCCCCCGCCGCUUGGCUGUCCGUCUAAUUGAAAUGUUGACAAGCACCUAGUUAAAUGUGCACCUCUCCUCUGCCAUUGUAAAGAUUCUGUAAAUGUCCUGUUUAUUAUAGCUUUUCACACUGUGUGACCACCGCGUUUAUUGAUGCAGGAGGGUGUCAGCUCGCUAUCGGAGGCCCCAGACUCCUCUGCUUUCUGGCGGUGGGGGGGCCUCGCCAAAACUGUGAAUAGAACUGAAAUGAGCGCGCUCGCACACAAACACUUAGCAACGAUGUUUUCUUUUUUCGUUCCUUGAAAAUAAAACUUUUUUCAAAGGAAA